Molecule: messenger RNA, 2159 nt
Organism: Amoebophrya sp. A25
Lineage: Eukaryota; Dinophyceae; Syndiniales; Amoebophryaceae
Source: the annotation of a GenBank genome assembly
AGAAAGCCAUUUUCGUUGUUUUGAACUCUUUCGCUUACUAGAGAGCAUCUCGCUUGCGAGCUGUUAAAACAACUACUAAAACUAGCUUCAAACUUCAUCAAGACUUUGACUUCGUUUGAAUUUACUUAUCAUCGGGAAGGAGAAUUACUGCUAUUAGUUUUAUCGCUUUUUCUACUUGUAACAAAAAGACCUUGUUUACUACUGCUGCUACUACUAGCACAACGUUUGUAUCUUCCUACAUCAACGUGUAUAAAGAGGAAAAAAAUGAAGACUGCUUGUACUUUGUUGCUCGCCACAACCACUUGUGGCUUGGCACUUCCGAGCUCGACCGCGAUGCCUCCGUACGAGCAAGUCGAAAAGGGUUGGGUUCAAUCGAAGGAGACCUACUCGUCUAUGUUUCUUAAUGGCACUUUGCUCACCAAUGACCAAGUCAAGGGCGUCGUCGAUAACCGCAGUGGUCGCAUGCACCAAGACUCGUGGGUUGCUGCUGUAAAAAAUGCUUUGCAGGUUGACGAGGUGAGGGCGUCUGUGAACAGCAUGGUGAGUGCUAGCGAGGUGUGCAAAGAAAACGGAGGUGUCGACUGCUUCAAGAAGGGGUUUGUGAGCGCUAUCGCAGACAAAGUCGGAGCGCCGUCGGUGGAAACGGAUUGGUUCAAGGGCACUAUCACCGAAGAGCUCACUGAGAAGGCCACGCCUGUGGUAUAACCUAAUAUUUUUUAUACAGCUCUUUAUUUCUGAGGAGUAAAAAAGACGAUAUCUAUGUGAUUCUAUGUGAUCGCGAUUUCAUCUUUUUACCGCUGUACUCAACAAAACCUCCAGGUGUUGCAGUUGGUUAAGUUCAUGGGCACCAAUGGUAUGCUCCCCUUGCUCGAGAGCGUCCAAAAGAUGGACGUUGCCGCCAUGCGCAAGCACGGCUUGGGUCACCUUUUGACCCAGAUGCACGAACUCGCAAAGAGUCCGAUUGCUCCGAUCUUGCUGAAGCACGUCAAGGAAGAGAUUUUCGGUUCCUCCAGCACUCAGGGAUGGAAGAAGAUCUGGCAUGCGGCAAAGGUGUUGUUCAAGGCAACAAAGGACCAUAAUGACCCUCAAGUUGGUAUUUUCGGAAAGAUGCUGACCGCGCGCGUUGAACAACACGCUGGAACGACGGGAGGGGCCCCGGGAGCUGCUGUCAAGGGAAAUGAUCAAGUCACCCUCACAAUCGACGGAGCAACCAAUGAAGUCCAAGACAUGGUCGCAGUGCCUAAGAGCGAUUAUGGUGCUACUUCGUACGCAGAGGCUUGGAACGCUCUGGAGAAAAAAAUCACCGAAGAUAACUUCGGACGUGCCCUAGGGCAACAGGACGUCCCCCACGACAACCGUGGAUACUUUUUGGAGUUGGUCGACUUGGUUGAACGCGUUGUGUCUCAGAACUUGAGCAUUUUCGAGGAUAUCUUCGAUCGAGAAUUUGCAUUGAAGGUGCAGGAGGUUGCUCAGCUCUUCGCUAAGAAUGCCAAGAGCAUGCUGUAUGCCCAGACUGAGAAUUCUACUCCCCAGUAUACCAUCUACGUUCUUUCGAACAGCAAGUUGCACCAGAUGCGUACCUCUUUCCUCGAAGCCACCUUUUCUUCUCUCUUCCGCUUCGACGAGACAUCCACCUUCGCUCUCUUGCGUUUGUUGAAACUGAAGGAGUCUGCUGCUGUGCUCCGAUUGAUCGUCAAGGAGCUGCUUUUUUCGGAGAACCAGAUGGAUUACCUCGUUGACGCUAUGCAUCACGUUACGUAUAAAAUGACGCAGUUUAUGUUGGCGGAACGUGCAAAUGACGCCAAUAUUCGCAACAUGCACAAAGAGAUGGACUCCGUGCUUAAAAACGCCUGGGAAGGUGCAUUCCGUGCUGCCAUUGUCCCUUUGAACGCCCAAGGCGUCCCGAGCGUUCGUACCAGAAUCCCGCACACAGUGGGUGACGAUAUGGGCUUGGAAACUGGCAUUGUGGCAAUUGCAGAACAGCGUGCUCGCGCCGCAGCUGAUCGCACGGCUGAGUGGGCACGAGAGGCAGAGGAAGAGAGACGAUCGCGAAUUACGCCGGAAGCUCUGGACCUCCGUGGUGCACCAAGUGGCCGACAGGUGGACGUGCGUGGCAAAUCUAUCAAGCUUCCGGGUGGUCUUUGGUACCAAGAAGCUGA